This is a messenger RNA of Punica granatum (pomegranate), 2228 nucleotides long. The record is from RefSeq and is a predicted model, not a curated record. Lineage: Eukaryota; Viridiplantae; Streptophyta; Magnoliopsida; Myrtales; Lythraceae.
UAAUAAAUAAAUAGAUAGGAGGGAUGGACUUGGAGACUCUCUGGCGCGCAAGCGCGAGAGAGAGAGAGAGAGAGAGAGCUCAGAGCUUCCUUCCAAUGGAUAUCAGCGCUGUAAUCUCCACCAUCAUCGUUCUCGUCCUCGCGGUUCUGUCACUUCCUCUCCUCAACACCUCCUACUGGUCGAACAUCCGAUCACUGCUGCCGUUCACGAUUGUUUCUCCUCUCGCGGAUUUGGUAGUCAAGAACGCCACCAUUUACACCAGCGAUGCUUCUCUCCCAUUCGCCGAUUCCAUGGCCAUCCGCAGCGGCAGGAUUCUCCGUGUCGGUAGCUACUCCUCCCUUCAGGACUUGGUGCAUUAUGGGACUGAAGAGUUGGAUGUUGGCGGGAAAGUUGUGGUUCCUGGAUUCAUUGACUCCCACGUGCACUUAAUUCCUGGAGGACUGCAGAUGGUUCGCGUUGAACUCCGAGGUGUUAGCCAAAAAGAUGAAUUUGUGAGAAGGAUCAAAGAAGCAGCAAGGAACUCAAAGCAUGGUUGUUGGAUUUUGGGAGGUGGAUGGAACAAUGAUCUUUGGGGUGGUGCACUGCCACUGGCAUCCUGGAUUGAUGAAAUUACACCUGACAAUCCUGUAUGGUUAACGAGGAUGGAUGGUCAUAUGGGCUUGGCUAAUUCAUUGGCCCUAAAGGCUGCUGGUGUUACAAAGUCAUCGGAAGAUCCGAAUGGAGGAACCAUCAUAAGAAACUCUGCUGGAGAGCCCAGUGGACUGCUGAUUGAUUCAGCGAUGGAACUUAUUCUGGCAUUGAUUCCUGAGGCUUCGGUGGAUGAAAGAAGGGUUGCUCUUCUGAGAGCCAGCAGGUAUGCUUUGACGAGGGGUGUGACAACAGUCAUUGAUUUUGGAAGAUACUUUCCUGGGGCAUCGAUGGAGUCUUCCUGGGAGGAUCUUUCAGAUGUGUUUCAAUGGGCAGAUUCUUCACGGAAGAUGAUGAUUAGGGUUUGCCUAUUCUUCCCACUUGGGACAUGGUCACGCUUAGCUGAUUUAAUUAGAAAAGGUGGUGCUUCUAUGAGUGAGUGGAUUCACUAUGGCGGUGUUAAGGCAUUUGCUGAUGGAUCUUUAGGCUCCGGCAGCGCACUUUUUCAUGAGCCUUAUGCUGAUGAGCCUCAGAAUCAUGGCCUAUGUGUUAUGGAAUCUGAUGUUCUUCUCAACAUGACAGCAGCAGCAGAUAAAUCCGGACUUCAGGUCGCAGUUCAUGCUAUAGGUGAUAAGGCAAAUGACUUGGUACUGGAUAUUUAUGAAUCAGUAGCAUCAACAAAUGGAGUAAGAGAUAGAAGAUUUAGGAUUGAGCAUGCACAGCAUUUGGCCCCAGGAGCAGCGGCCCAUUUUGGUCAACAAAGAGUUGUAGCUUCAGUGCAGCCAGACCACUUGCUGGAUGAUGCUGAUUCUGCUUUUAAGAAACUUGGUGAGGAAAGGGCUCAGCAUGGAUCUUAUCUUUUUCGCUCACUCCAAGAGAACAAGGCGAGAUUGGCUUUUGGUUCUGACUGGCCUGUCGUAGAUGUCAAUCCUCUUGGUAGCAUAAGAACAGCAAUGAAAAGAAUACCACCUGGUUGGGAAAAUGCUUGGAAUCCAUCAGAACGCGUUACAUUGGUAGAGGCAUUAGAUGCGUACACAAUUUCAGCUGCAUAUGCAUGCUUCCUUGACAAACACCUAGGCUCUCUAUCUCCUGGGAAGCUGGCAGAUUUUGUUAUACUGUCCACAGAUUCUUGGGAUGAAUUUGCUGCAGAAGGAUCUGCCUCAGUUAUCGCAACGUAUUUGGGCGGUGCAAAGGCAUAUCCUUGACUUGAGAAGCAGUCCAUGGCAGGUACAUCAAUGAAGUCGGUACUAGAGCAUUUAAAGUGAAAAUUGAGGAAGAAAGCUGUCGAGCAUGUAUCCUGGUCACAUCAUUAGAUAUAGUGGACAGAAAUUAUCCUUUGCUUGCUUAGAUGCAUCAUAUGUGGGUUCUGUAUUAUCUUUGAUUCUUCAUGACGAAUCAUGAUAAUUUCUGAAUCCAACGCUUUGAGGGCUCUGUGAUGCAGCUCAAAGAUUCAACUGGCAGUCAGUAUCAGCAGGUUAUAUGGAACUCGACCCUCUUAUCUGUUCUGGCUGAUCGAUAGUAGCCGUUCACAAUAUUUGAUGGCCACUUUUGUUUUAUUGAAAUGAAAUGUUCUACGAGUGGAUAUUACCCAUUCAGCAAAA